Messenger RNA from Marchantia polymorpha subsp. ruderalis, 1240 nucleotides. The record is from the annotation of a GenBank genome assembly. Lineage: Eukaryota; Viridiplantae; Streptophyta; Marchantiopsida; Marchantiales; Marchantiaceae.
GAACACGCAGAUUUUUCAGGACAACAAGGUGUUGUCCUGUAAUUCAGAUUUGCUGCAGAGUGGUGAAGCUGUAGGAAGCGAAUGAUUUCAUGGUGUGGAGAGCUUGCGGAGGAAGAUGGUCGCGAGGUUUUCUUAAAGGAUUUGACGACGCUAUCAGAGUGUGGGACGUCUGCAAGCAUAACGUCAGGAUGGCUGGAGGCAAAGCGGAGCGUAAGGGUCGCCAGGCCCCUCAACAGCAGCGCUUUCAGGGGAUUCAAUUUGACAAAAGUAAAGGACAGCACAUUCUGAAGAAUCCGCUAAUAGUUCAGUCUAUUGUCCAAAAGGCUGGAAUCAAGAGCACGGACAUUGUUCUCGAAAUUGGGCCUGGAACAGGCUGGAAAAUGAUACAGGAAAUUUGACUAUGAAGCUUCUUGAGGUCGCAAAGAAGGUCAUUGCUGUAGAGCUUGAUCCUCGGAUGGUGUUGGAAGUGACCCGACGAGUUCAAGGAACGCCAUAUCAAACUCACUUGCAGGUGAUACACGGAGAUGUUUUGAAAACGGAGCUUCCCUACUUCGACGUUUGUGUGGCCAACAUCCCAUACCAAAUUUCCUCUCCCCUCACUUUCAAACUCUUGUCACACAGGCCCGUGUUCCGGUGUGCUGUUAUCAUGUAUCAGCGUGAGUUUGCCAUGCGGCUCGUGGCUAAGACAGGAGAUCCUCUCUUCUGCCGUCUGUCUGUGAACACUCAGCUUCUAGCCCGUGUGGAUCAUCUCUUGAAGGUUGGGAAAAACAACUUUCGGCCUCCGCCUAAAGUCGACUCAUCUGUUGUAAGAAUUGAGCCUCGAAAUCCUCUACCGGCGAUAGACUUCAAGGAAUGGGACGGUCUCAUUCGGCUUUGCUUUAAUCGGAAGAACAAAACACUCGGGUCGAUCUUUCGUCAGAAAGCUGUAUGCGCUUUGAUGGAAAAGAAUUUCAAGACUCAUCAAGCUCUUCAAGGUUCGCUGGACAAUCAAGCAGACGCCGAUUUGGUCAUGCAGCUUGGGGAUGUAACCAAUGAUACUAGCAUGGAUCUGGAUUCAGGUGACUUCGACACUAUGGACGAGGACAUGGAUGGAUCCACAAUACCAUCUACUUUCAAGGAUAAGGGCUUGGCUGUUCUCAAAGAACACGAUUAUGAGGAUAAGAGAUCAUCGAAAUUAACUCAGGAGGACUUUUUGAAGCUCUUGGCUGUAUUCAAUAAAGCAGGUUUUCAUUUUUCGUAG